Messenger RNA from Hemiscyllium ocellatum (epaulette shark), 4656 nucleotides. It is a transcript of the gene tirap, whose product is annotated as toll-interleukin 1 receptor (TIR) domain containing adaptor protein. The transcript is spliced from 4 exons. Lineage: Eukaryota; Metazoa; Chordata; Chondrichthyes; Orectolobiformes; Hemiscylliidae. Gene Ontology annotation, biological process: signal transduction. The coding region runs from base 206 to 943 and encodes 245 amino acids. The record is from RefSeq and is a predicted model, not a curated record.
UCCUGCUUUCAGGUUGGCCUGAGAUUAAAGGAAUUCGCAUGGAGCAGGUAAAGCAGCAUAGAUUGGGCGUGGGAGGGGUUCGCGAUCUUUUUUUGAGACAUGACCAUGUUUGGAGAAUGGAUCUUCUGAUCAGAACUAAGGCAUCAAACACAGGAAAUGUCCCAGCCUGCCUUGAGGAUUAAACUGGCUGCUGCAUUUUAAUGUCAUGGCAGAGUGCUCCAGUCAUCACCAGAUGGCUCGCUUCUUCAGAUGGCUCGUAGACUUUAAGAGGAACAGAAACUCAAGUCCGAACUCCAGGUUGAAUCCAUGUUCCAGCCCACAGACGAGUGACAGGACAAAAAGUUCCUGUGGAGAUCGAAGAUCCUGCAGCACCUCACUGCCCACAACCACCUUGUCAUCAUGGAAACUUGACAGCAGUGCCCGAUGGAGUAAAGAGUACGACGUGUGUGUCUGUCACACUGAGGAUGAUAUAAUGUACGUACAGGACCUCGUAUCUUUCUUCGAAUUGCAUCCUCACAGUCUGCGCUGCUUCCUGCAGUUCAGGGACGCAACUCCAGGGGGUGCUGUCUGCACUGAACUUUGCCAAGCUGUCAGGGAGAGUCAUUGCUGGGUGUUGGUCAUCACACCCAGCUUUCUUAAGGACCCAUGGUGCAGGUACCAGAUGCAACAGGCACUGUCUGAAUCACCAAUGGCUAAUGGACGGAUUAUUCCUGUCCGCAAACAACUGGAACGGAAGGAUUACCCCCAGGAGCUUCGCUUUAUGUUUGGUAUUGAUGUCAGGCAGGACAAAGAAAAUGGAUUCCAAAAGAUCAAGUGUGCUAUAAUGCAUUAUCUUGCGGAACUCGGUAGGAAGGAGAGAGAGUACACUCCCAGUUCACAGGAUGACCCAGAAUUCAACAAGGACACUGCCAGUGAAACACUGGACUCAAGUGGGAAUUGUUGACUGACGAAAGGACAAUGCUUGCUGAAGUCUGCUAUCAAGGAGAUGGGAUAUUGAAAAUGGAGUUAUUUGUGAUUUUUCCAAUACCUGGGGGGUCGAGCUUGAAAACUGUUUGUUUAUGUAAGGGUUUGGGUAACUCUGUUUUUGUUUUUUUUUGUACAUUUCUGUCUUUAUCUGUAAUUGGUGUGAUAUGUGAGUUUGCAGUGUUGUUUCCCUUUUUACUUUCCCGGUGGUGGAAAUCUAUUCCCAGUCGAGGGAUGAAAACUGACAUUAAACUGACGUGGUUCAAUGCUUGGCUUACUGCUGAGUUUUGGCUCUAAGUGGGAUUGAGUUCAGGUAAUUAACAGUGGUGAACCUAGGAGAUGGGGGUUAUUGCAAUGUGUUGUGGUGAGCUUUUCCUUGUAGUUGGCACUGAUGGGAGAAUAUGAUAGCGAGUCUUGAUCAGAGAACCAAAGUUUAUUAUUCCUUCAUAAUUUGUUGCGAGUGAUACAUAAAUGUGUUGCUUUGAGCCAGGCCAGGGGUAAGAUUAAGAAACCUUGGAUGACGAGAGCGGAGGAGCUUCUCGUCCAAAGAAAGAAGGCAGCUUACGUAAGGUGGAGUAAGCAAGGGUCUUGCUCAGCUCUACAGGAUUACAGGCAGGCGAGGAAGGAGCUCAAAAAUGGUCUGAGGAGAGCCAGGAGGGGGCACGAAAAAGGUUCGGCAGGGAGAAUCCAAAUGCAUUUUAUACAUAUGUCAGGAAUAAGAGAAUGAUCAAAGAAAGAGUAGGACCAAUCAGGGAUAGCAUAGGGAACUUGUGUAUAGAGCCUGAGGAGGUAGGGGAAGCUCUAAAAGAGUUUUUUGCUUCUGUCUUCACUAAAGAAAAGUGAAUGAAACCAUUGAGGAGCAGGUAAGCAUGCUGGAACAGAUAGAGAUUGAGGAAGCUGAUGUGCUGAAAAUUUUUACACACUUUAAGAUUGACAAGUCGCCAGGGCCAGACCAAAUUUGUCCUCGGCUGCUUUGGGAAGUGAGAAAUGUGAUUGCUUCACCGCUUGUGAAGAUCUUUGCAUCCUCACUCUCCACCGGAGUCGUACUUGAGGACUGGAGGGAGACAAAUGUAAUUCCUCUCUUCAAGAAAGGAAAUAGGGAAAUCCCCGGCAAUUAUAGACCAGUCAGUCUCACGUCUGUUGUCUGCAAGGUGUUAGAAAGGAUUCUGAGGGAUAGGAUUUAUGACCAUCUGGAAGAGAUCAGACUAUCAGAAAUCUGCUUGAUUUAAAUGCAGUCAGCACGGCUUUGUGAGGGGCAGGUCAUGGCUCUCGAAUCUUAUUGUGUUCUUUGAGGAUGUUACUAGACAAGUUGAUGGUCGAGUGGUGGAUGUGGUGUAUAUGGACUUCAGCAAGGCAUUUGAUAAUGUUCCCCAUGAUAGGCUCGUUCAGAAGGUCAGGAGGAAUGGGAUUAGGGACAUUUAGCUACCUGGAUACAGAAUUGGCUGGUCGACAGAAGACACCGAGUGGUAGUGGAAGGAAAGUAUUCUGCAUGGAAGUCAGUGGUGAAUGGUGUUCCACAGAACUCUGUUCUUGGGCCUCUACUGUUUGUAAUUUUUAUUAAUCACUUGGAUGAGGGGAUUGAAGGAUGGGUCAGCAAGUUUGCAGACGACACAAAGGUUGGAGGUGUCGUUGAUCGUAUAGAGGGCUGUUGUAGGCUGCAGCAUGACAUUGACAGGAUGCAGAGAUGGUCUGAGAGGUGGCAGAUGGAGUUCAACCUGGAUAAAUGCGAAGUGAUGCAUUUUGGAAGGUCGAACUUGAAAGUUGAGUACAGGGUUAAAGACAGGAUUCUUGGCAGUGUGGAGGAACAGUGGGAUCUUGGUGUGCAUGUACAUAGAUCCCUUUAAAGUUGCCACCCAAUUGGACAGGGUUGUUAAGAAAGCAUAUGGUGGUUUGGCUUUCAUUAACAGGAGGGUUGAGUUUAAGAGCCGUGAGAUCUUGUUGCAGCUCUAUAAAACUUUGGUUAGAUUGCACUUGGAAUACUGUGUCCAGUUCUGGUCACCCCUAUUAUAGGAAAGAUGUGGAUGCUUUGAAGAGGGGGUUCAGAGGAGGCUUACCUAGAUGCUGCUUGGAAUGGAGGGCUUAUUUUACGAAGAGAGGUUGACUGAGCUUAGACUUUUUUGUAAAAAGAAGGAAGAGAGGGGACCUAACUGAGGAGUACAAGAUAAUGAGAGGCAUAGAUAGAGUUGAUAGCCAGCGAUUUUUUCCCAGGGCAGAAAUUGUUAACACGAGGGUUCAUAGUUUUAAGCUGUUUGGCAGAAAGUAUAGAGGGGAUGUCAGAGGCGGAUUCUUUACACAGAGUUGUGAGAGCAUGGAAUGUGUUGCCAGCAGCAGCAUGGAAGUGAGGUCAUUGGGGAUAUUUAAGAGAUUGCUGGACAUGCAUAUGGUCACAGAAAUUUGAGGGUUCGUACAUUAGAUUUACCUUACAUGAGGAUCAAUGGUCGGCACAACAUAGUGAGCUGAAGAGCCUGUUCUGUGCUGUACUGUUCUGUUCUAAUUUUUUUAAAGGGAAUAAACAGUUGUCAGAACAAUUGUCUGUGCUGGAACAGAAUGUCUUGAGUACUGACUGGGGACAAAAUGAGGUUUACUCUGACCUAUUCUCAAUCCCAGCCUCUGAAAAGUACCACCAUAUUACAUUUGUGUGAAAUAUUCUACUUCCCUGUGCUCUGAUGUCUGAACAAAUAGAUUGGAAAACCGAAAGAACUGGCUGAUCUUAUCUCUGCCUCAAUUCCACUUUCCUCCUGCUCUCCAUGACCCUUUGACAUGUUACUGAUGAAAAAUCUGUCUAUCUCCUUAAAUGUACUCAACAUCCUAGCAUCCACCACAUUCUGGGGUAGUGAAUCCCAUAGAUUAUUGACCUUUUGAGAGAAGUAAUUUCUCCUCAUUUCUGUUUUAAAUCUGCUUCCCACUUCUCCUAAAACAAUAUUCUCUCAUUGUAGAUUGCCCAACUAUCUCAAACUUCCAGAGAGUAUAAAUCUAAAUUGAUCAUUGUUUUCAUAACACGAACCUUUUAUCUUUGAAAUCAAUCUAAUGAACCUUCCAUGAAUUGUCUCCAAUGAAACUGCAUCCCUGCUCAAGUAAGGGAAUGAAAAUCAUAGGCUUUGCUCCAGUUACAGUCUCGCCUCAUGGCUUGUAUGGUUGCAGCUGCACUUGCCUAUUUUUAUACUCUCUUCCUUUACCAAUAAAUGCCAAAAAUUCCACUUGCCUUUCUUAUUACCUGCUGUAACACCCUGAUCCCUCCGUCUCAAUAAUCAGUUGCUUUUCUACUCCUCUAACCAAAAUGGAUCAUUUCACAUUUACCCACGUUAAACUUCAUCUGCCACAUUUUGGCUCACUCACUGAACUUCUUCAAAUCCACUUGCAAAUUUCUUACUACUUCAUUGCAAUGAACUUUUUCAUCUAUUUUAGUGUCUGCAAAUUUGGAUAUUGUACUUUCUAUCCCUGUAUCCAAGUCAUUAUCAUGGAUUAUAAAUAGUUGAGGCUCGAGGAGUGAACCCUAUGGCACCCCACUAGUUACAUCUUGCCAACUAGAAAAAGACCCAUUUUUCUCAACACUCUGCUUUCAGGUGGUUAGCCAAAAAGGUAGACUUUUGUCUUUUCCAUUGAAUGCUUCCAAUGUACCUGAACUCUGGUCUUGUGUUGGACUGAGUUUGCUGAAACCUGGAGAUGAAAGCACGCAGCAUACUGUCAGCAUUU